Molecule: messenger RNA, 2413 nt
Organism: Astyanax mexicanus (Mexican tetra)
Lineage: Eukaryota; Metazoa; Chordata; Actinopteri; Characiformes; Acestrorhamphidae
Product: SRSF protein kinase 3
Exons: 12
Coding region: 62-1213 (383 amino acids)
Biological process (GO): protein phosphorylation; regulation of mRNA processing; spliceosomal complex assembly
Molecular function (GO): ATP binding; protein kinase activity
Source: RefSeq, a predicted model, not a curated record
UGCACAAAUCCACAGUGGGUCUGCUGUAGGAUCAGUCAGACUGCAGCCAGAGCUGACCAGCAUGCUGACCUGCACUAAAAUGCCUCACUUUAAGACGGUUUCUAAAUAUAAUCAGCUGACUUGUUAUGAACGCCUGGAGCCGGAUCAAUCAGAGGAGCAGGAGGACCCGAGAGAAUACUGCUAUGGAGGGUACCAUCCUGUACAUGUAGGAGAUAUAUUCAACAAGAGAUACAAGGUUCUGUCCAAACUGGGUUGGGGCUACUUCGCCACUGUGUGGCUUUGUGUGGACAUGAGAUCGGGCAGGCAUGUUGCAGUGAAGAUUCUGAAAAGUGGAUCUGGCUUCACUCAGGCUGGUCAAGAUGAGCUAACUCUACUGCGCUGUGCCAGUGGUCCUUCCGCCCGCCACCCCCUGAAAGGACGCAUUGUCCAGUUGUUGGACGAGUUUAAAAUAGCAGGCGUUAACGGAAUCCAUAUCUGUCUGGUGCUGGAGCUGCUAGGACCUGACCUGCACGGUUGGCAGGUGUGUUUUGGGAAACCUGGGCUACCACUCAGCUCUGUCAGACGAGUAAUCUCUCAGGUGCUCGAGGGUCUUGACUAUCUGCACAGCCACUGUAAGAUCAUUCACACCGACAUCAAGCCUGAGAACAUUCUGGUCUGCCUUGGUCAGCAGCCUCUAGGAGCCCUCAAUCCUAAAUCACAUUCAAAUGCUGAAAACAUUUCAGUGAAAAUUGCAGACCUAGGCAGCUCCUGCUGGGUGUACAAACACUUCUGUGAGGAGAUCCAGACCCGGCAGUAUCGCUCGUUAGAAGUUCUGCUGGGCUCUGAUUAUGGUCCACCUGCUGAUAUCUGGAGUGUGGCCUGCAUGGCAUUUGAACUCGCCACUGGUGACUCUUUGUUUGAACCCAAAGCUGGAAAGAAUUUUACUUUGGAGGAAGACCAUCUUGCACACAUCAUCGAGCUUCUGGGGAAGAUCCCUCCAUCCAUAGCUCUGUCUGGUAAAUAUUCGUCUGAGUACUUCAACCGCAAAGGAGAGCUCCAGAGGAUUUCUGUCCUUCGGCCAUGGGGACUGUAUGAAGUUCUGGUAGAGAAAUAUCACUUUCUUCUUCAGGAGGCCGUUCUCUUCUCCGACUUCCUGAACCGGAUGCUGGAUUUCCUGCCGGAGAGACGAGCGACUGCAGCUCAGUGUCUCAAACACCCGUGGCUGAAACUGUGACCUCACAUUCCCCCUGACGUAGCAUUCUGUGUAAACUGACUCACUGUGGAAAAAACAUACAGUAGUAGCUUAUUUGUAUUGGCUGGGAAAACUUGAAUACAUAAAAAAUGAAUAAAUGUACUAAAAACUUGAAUAGGCCUAUAUAGAGAAUAGCAUAGGUGCUGUUUGUGUCUAAAUGAACGACUCCCCUGAAAUUCCUUGAUUAUAUUUCAGUUUAAUGCUUAUGUCUGUUUAAAGCUUGAAUGACUGUUGAUUUGUGCAUAAAAUAGUAUGUUUUAAUUGUAUUUUAUGUAACAUGUUAACAUUUAGAAUGUAGUUUCAGAUUCUUAUAUUGUAUAAAAUAUCAACGGAUACUUCACUAGACGCUCCCAGAUGAUGAUGAUGAUACACAUAGUCAGGAUGAUACAGAUAUUUCAGUCCUCAUUAGAUGGGCACUGAUUGUCUUGUCCAAUGUUUUACUGAAAAAAAAGGCUGCAAGCAGCUGUAAAGAUGAGCUACUAAAAGUAAAUAGGUCUGCUAGCGGAGCGAAACAUGAUUUAUUUGAUGUUUUGCAUUGUCUUGUUAAAAAAUGCAUGGAUGUCUCUGAAAAAAAACAUCGCCUUGCUCCAUGAUCUCAAUGUACUUUUCUGCAUUAAUGCUGCUGUCUAUAUGUUGCAUACUAUACCCUUCUGACUUAUUGCUGAUAACAAUCUGGAUGGUCCUUUUUGUCCAUGUCAACACUGCUUCUGGUUGUAUAAAAAUAUCACCAGAUGCUUCACCAGAUGCUACCAGAUGGACAGUAUUGGGGUGGCACACAGAUUUCAGCCAUCAUCUGGUGUCUAUAAACUGUAAAGAUGAGCCUUUAGUAAAGACGUCUGCUUGAGUUCCUUAAUAUAAAUGUAGUGUCUCCUCUUACCCACUUACUGCCACAACAUUUUUGUGCUCUUUGUUUUUGUUACACCAUCUUCAGACACUCCUGUUGGCGUUUUUACAAAUGAACAUGACUCGCAAUAAGCCAGGAAGUAACUUAACCAUUUGUUCAUUUAUAGUACUAUAUUAUAGUGUUCAGUAGUACAGAACUAAAACAUCAACAAAAAAAAUUUAAUUUAUUGCUUGUAGAGAGCAAUGUACAUUCCACUUGCUAAACAAGACAGGCUUACUUUGAGAGCGUUGCCAAAUAAGGUGUCAAAUAAAUAUUAAUAAAUAUUUAUUCAUAAUAAA